Molecule: messenger RNA, 1275 nt
Organism: Populus nigra (black poplar)
Lineage: Eukaryota; Viridiplantae; Streptophyta; Magnoliopsida; Malpighiales; Salicaceae
Product: 36.4 kDa proline-rich protein-like
Exons: 2
Coding region: 127-1053 (308 amino acids)
Source: RefSeq, a predicted model, not a curated record
UAGGGUUAUUGUUUUCUUGCAUCCAUCACUAUAUAUUCGAUCCUAUAUAACAACACUUCUCUUCACAAACUUUACCACUCUGAUUGCGUUUCUCUCUUCUUUCUAACUCGAAUUAAGAGAGUAAACAUGGAUUCAUCCAAAAGUUCAGCUCUCCUCUUCAUUUGCAUGAUCUUUAUUUCCUCAGCCACCUCAAUUCUUGGAUGUAAUUCUUGUGGCACACCAAAGAACAAACACCCUAAGACUCCUAAAGGUUCCAUUACACUCCCUCCUAUUGUUAAGCCACCAGUCACUCUUCCUCCGAUUGUUAAGCCACCAGUGACACUCCCUCCUCUGCCAGUUCCUCCGAUUGUUAAGCCACCAGCUGUGACACUCCCUCCACUGCCAGUUCCUCCGAUUGUUAAGCCACCAGUGACACUCCCUCCUCUGCCAGUUCCUCCGAUUGUUAAGCCACCAGUGGCACUCCCUCCACUGCCACUUCCUCCGAUUGUUAAGCCACCAGUGACACUCCCUCCUCUGCCACUUCCUCCGAUUGUUAAGCCACCAGCUGUGACACUCCCUCCACUGCCAGCUCCUCCAGUGCUGCCAGUUCCUCCUGUGACACUCCCUCCUCUGCCAAUUCCUCCAGUGUUGCCAGUUCCUCCUGUGGCACUCCCUCCUCUGCCAAUUCCUCCAGUGCUGCCAGUUCCUCCUGUGACACUCCCUCCUCUGCCAAUUCCUCCAGUGCUGCCAGUUCCUCCAGUGAUUACAAAUCCACCAAAGGGAAAGCCAUGCCCACCGCCUCCUUCAUCCAAGGAUACAUGCCCUAUCGAUACACUAAAACUUGGUGCUUGUGUGGAUCUUCUUGGUGGGUUAGUGCACGUUGGCCUUGGUGAUCCAGUUGUGAACCAGUGCUGCCCAGUUCUUAAAGGACUUGUUGAACUUGAAGCUGCAGUCUGCUUGUGCACCACUCUCAAAAUCAAAGCUCUUAACCUCAACAUCUACGUCCCGCUUGCUCUUCAGCUCCUUGUUACUUGUGGGAAGACACCGCCUCCUGGUUACACUUGCUCUCUCUAGAUCCAAGCUAAACUAGCUAGCUGAUCAUCCAUGGAUGAAAGAUUCGACAUGAGAGGAUGUCGAGCCCUCUUCCUUUCUCUCUUGGUCAAUAUUGUACACCAUUUAAUUUUUCUUCUUCUUUAAGAUUAAUGCUUUAUGUAUGGCUUGUCUUUUAGACAAGAAACUAGCUAUCAACAAUGUUUCUCUCUCAAUUUAAGACCUUAUUGGGUUCUCAAUUUGUUA